This is a messenger RNA of Drosophila grimshawi, 513 nucleotides long. RefSeq lists its product as uncharacterized. The coding region runs from base 37 to 498 and encodes 153 amino acids. The record is from RefSeq and is a predicted model, not a curated record. The transcript has 2 exons. NCBI's taxonomy places the organism in Eukaryota, Metazoa, Arthropoda, Insecta, Diptera, Drosophilidae. Gene Ontology annotation, cellular component: ribonuclease H2 complex. Gene Ontology annotation, biological process: RNA catabolic process.
GUGCUUUAUAUAUAUUUUUUUUAAUUGUGGAAAAUAAUGUCAAUUACACUCGAUUUCGAUGUUAAGCAACUGGCUAACAAGCGGCAACUGGAGCUACACUAUUUACCGGCGAAAAUCAAUGGCGAUGGCGAGUGCGCCAAUGUCGAUAAAUAUUUCAACAAUUAUACGCGCGAAGCGUCGGACUACGGAACAGGCGUGCUGACAAACGCUCUCCGGGGAUAUCCACUGCUGGGCAAGCGAGAGGCAGUUCCCAAGGGAUACAAAGGUGUCGUCCUGCAGGAGACGGAUCCACAUCAGGCACAACGCCAACUGCGGCUUACUGGCACUUUCGAGGAAUUCACAUAUUGGAAUUACGACAAAGUGCCCUCCAAAGGCGAUGGCUAUCAACAGGCAAUGACCAUGCUACAAGUAGCCGAGGCGUUGGCUGCACCCAUUGGCGAAGCGGAGCUGGAGGAGGAAUUGAAGAGACAGCAGCAGGCGAAGAAGGAGAAUCUUUAGGAGUUUAGAGUUGGU